AUGGAAGACCAACACCCUUCAGCAAAUAACGCCGAAUAUAAAAUUCCAAUUUCAGAAGGUGAAAGUGAAGAUCAUCAUCAGUAUUUCGAUGGUCGCCGAAUACAUAGAGUGCCCGAACUUGUGCGAUUCCAGAAAAAAAAUGAAGAGGAUUACUAUGCUCCUAAGAUGAUUUUUAAAGUGGUCGACCAGAUUAGAAAUUGUUAUGUUGGAGUUUCAAGAGAUGCAUAUGAUGAUGGAGAACUAGCCGAAAUGAUGCUUCUAGAUGCAUGUUUCGCUAUAUAUCUUAUGAAGAUUGCUCAGGACGAUGAGGAAAAAAGUUUCCACUUCUGUCAACAUCUUGGAAUGGCUGUAAUGACAUUUGCAUUCCAGGAUAUGUAUUUACUCGACAAUCAAAUUCCACUCUGGGUUAUUAAGCUCUUGACUAAUUUAAUAUAUGGCAACAGAGAGGAAGGACCGAAGUUAAUUUGUAAAUUCUCAAGUUGCUUUGUUUUUGCGGAUAGCAGGCUAACAAGAAGAAUUCCUGGAGAAGAUAAGAAGCAACCACUUCACCUUCUGGAUGCUUUUCAUCGACUACUUGUCGAAGAAUUUGAUAAUGCAGGAAAAGAACUUGUCGAGGAUUUGGAUAAUGCAGGAGUAGAACUCGUCGAAGAAGUGGAUAAUGCAGGAAAAGAACUUGUUGAAGAAGUGGAUAUUGCAGUAAAUAAAUGUCAAUGGUGGCCGGGAAGGAAAGAAUAUCGAAAUGAAUUUUGGAAAUACAAUCGUCAAUCUCAUUCAGUCACCGAUCUCAAAGCAAAAGGCAUCCACUUCAAACCUAGUUCAUUUUGUUUGAAGAAUAUUAAGUUCAAAUCCUACACAUUUUAUGGGCAACUUCAACUCCCGGUUUGGCUUUUUACUGCCCAUUCCAAGCAAUUAUUUAUGCACAUGAUUGCAUAUGAAGCGUCACCAGAAAGUGACACUGACAGUACUAUAUUAUGUUAUGUUUGUUUCUUAAAAUCACUCGUCAUUAAAUCUGAAGAUGUGAAGGAACUACGAGAAAAGAAGAUACUCUUCAGCACCUCCGACAGUGGUGAACAACUUGUGAAAGUAAUCAAAGAGAUUGAUACUUGCGGACUUGACGACGACCAUACUUUUUAUGAUGUGAAGAUGAGAAUUGAGAAGCACUGCAGCAGCAAGGCAAACACAUGGAUUGCUGAACUUAUUCACAUUUAUUUUCGCAGUCCGUGGACUUUAAUUGCCUUAUCGGCUGCCACUUUUCUUCUUUGCUUAACUUUUCUCCAGACCUAUUACACAAUGAAUCCCAAAAUUCAAAUCUAUAAAAGUAGUAUUAUAAUAAAUGUCUAUCAGAUUGAAAACAAUGGUUGUAAGUUCUUGAAUUCAUAUUUUGAAUACUAA
Molecule: messenger RNA, 1392 nt
Organism: Olea europaea var. sylvestris
Lineage: Eukaryota; Viridiplantae; Streptophyta; Magnoliopsida; Lamiales; Oleaceae
Exons: 3
Coding region: 1-1392 (463 amino acids)
Source: RefSeq, a predicted model, not a curated record